AAUGAUGCUAAGAAAUCUUUGGAGAUCCCCUGUCUAUUCUUUUUCAUAUUAUGCUAACUUAGAUCUUAGUUGUCCUUAUCCAUCUUUCCAAGUAAAUUAAUAUAAGUACAAAUCAUAGGCUAGAGACCUUACAACUACUCAUACUAUGCAUUAUAUUACUAAACCUCCUUGUGAUCCUAAAAUCAUGACUUUUGGAGCUUUUCAUACAGAUCAUUUAUUGGAGAUAGAUUGGUCUGAAAAAAUGGGGUAGAUAAUUGUAUAAAUUAUUCAUAUAGAUGGAGCCGACCCCAAAUUGUUCCAUUCAAAAGUUUUAGUAUUCAUCCAUUUUCAGCUUGUUUACAUUAUGCAAUUGAGUGUUUUGAAGGUGCCAAAGUAAUUGAAUAAAUAAAUAUUUUUAAAGGCUUAUAGAGGACCUAAUAAUUCAAUUAGAACAUUUAGAUUGAAUUGUAAUAUGUAUAGAAUGAAACAAUCUGCUAAGAGAUUAUCUUUACCAGAUUUUGAUGGUACAGAAUUAGAAAGAUGCAUUGAAUAACUAUUAAAAGUGGAUAGAGAUUGGAUACCGGAUAGACCUGGAUUUAGUUGUUAUAUUAGACCAACAUUGAUGGCAACAGAAGAAGCAUUGGGAGUUAGAGCAUCAAGUAGAGCAAAAUUAUUUGUUGCAUUAUGUCCUGUUGGUCCUUAUUUCCCAUCUGGUUUAAAACCUGUUAGAGUAUUUUGUAAUACAUCAACAGUAAAAAUAUAUUUCUAAAAUUAGAUUCGAUCUGCUCCUGGAGGUGUAGGAGGAUUCAAAGUAGCUGGUAAUUAUGCUCCAACAGUUUUACCUUUGAAAGAAGUCUAAAAAAUUGGAUUUCAUUAAAAUUUAUGGAUGUUGCCAGAUGGUUUGGUAUAAGAAAUGGGAGUCUGCAAUUUAUUCUUUUUUUGGAAAAAUAAAUAAGGAGAAAAAGAAUUAGUUACACCAAUUCUAGAUGGAACAAUUCUACCUGGAAUUUUGAGAGAUUCAAUUUUAGUAUAUUAUAUUGGUAUAUUAUUAUAUAGACACUUACAAGAAGUAUGGGAAAGUUUAAGGUUACAGAGAAGAAACUUUAUAUCUAGGAGGUUGUUGAAGCUAUUGAGGAAGGGAGAGUAUUAUUAUUAUAUAUAUGGUUUAGAUGAUUGAAAUGUUUGGAUCUGGUACAGCUGUUAGUAUUUAACCUAUUGAGGCUAUUGGUUAUAAUGACAAAAUAUAUGAAGUUCAAUAUGAUCCUAAAUUAAAUGCAGGAGAACUUUCACAUGAAUUAUUUGAUAUUUUAACAAAAAUUUAAGUAAGUUGAUUAUAAAUAUUAGACUGGUGGGGAAGAACAUAAAUGGGUUAGAUAAAUAUGAU
Messenger RNA from Paramecium pentaurelia, 1363 nucleotides. NCBI's taxonomy places the organism in Eukaryota, Ciliophora, Oligohymenophorea, Peniculida, Parameciidae. The record is from the annotation of a GenBank genome assembly.